Messenger RNA from Trypanosoma rangeli, 2013 nucleotides. RefSeq names its product putative serine/threonine protein kinase, putative,protein kinase. Gene Ontology annotation, biological process: positive regulation of DNA-templated transcription; peptidyl-serine phosphorylation; peptidyl-threonine phosphorylation. Gene Ontology annotation, cellular component: nucleus. Gene Ontology annotation, molecular function: transcription coactivator activity; protein serine/threonine kinase activity; ATP binding. The record is from RefSeq and is a predicted model, not a curated record. The coding region runs from base 1 to 2013 and encodes 670 amino acids. Lineage: Eukaryota; Euglenozoa; Kinetoplastea; Trypanosomatida; Trypanosomatidae. The transcript has a single exon.
AUGAGGUAUCCUGACGCCGUCACAGAGACGCCUCCCAAGUCCAGGGCAGGCAUAAACAAGGGCGGGGACGCAGCACCCAGAAACGUCUCAGAGAAGCCCGCCUCGCCCUUACAAAAGGUACAGGACCAAUGCGAAGAUAAGCGUAGUCUGCAGAAGGUCGCUCAUAAUUCCACGGGCACGGCGGCACCUGAUCUCGGUAGCUCUGGUGCUCGUUCUCAGGGAGACGCUUCACUCGUGACAGCCUUCCGGAAAUCUGUAGGGUCCAUCCAUGGCGCUGGUGGGAACGCGGGGGGCAGUGGAAAUGUGGAGAAGGCCGUACACCGAGAUCCUGGCGAAAAUGGCGUUGUUGGCGACGCUGGGUUUACUCCCUCUCGCCCCAGCGGAGUGCCCGAAGGGGUACAGGGAACUGCGUCAAAAGUCCCAAGAAAGCUUUUAUUCGCGUUGAAGGCAUUGGAAGCGUCGUCGGGCCCAGUAGAAGUUAUGGAGAAGGCAACUAAGGAGAAGAGGAACCAUGCGACGCCGGCAGACACAACAGCAGCAACACCAAGUAGGCCAACGAUGACAGAGGCCGCAGAGGCCACGGGUGACGAAGGCGGAGGCCACGGUGGUGCCGUUUUCAAACCGGAGGGUAAUGCUGCAGUUGCAGAAGAAGCCAAAGGCAACGGAGGACACACAAAGGAAGGUAGUUCUACAGUGCCAACUCAAAAACAGCAACAGCAAGCAAAGCGACACACAGUCGUCACGGCAGCCGAUCACAUGGGCGGAGGCUUACAUGGGCGUUGCGUGCCUGUUGCACAUACUACUGGUUCCAUGGCGGCGGCUACGUCAGUGAACUGCACACGCCCCGCACUUGCCCUUAGUGCUUACUUAGUUGUGCUCUAUAAGAGAGUGAACGAGGUAUAUUGUUGUCAGAGACGUUUGAAGGCUCCUGGUCCAAAGUACAACAACGGGUUUGAUGACAAGGAAGGCCACUACAUUGUGCUGUCAGGGGAGGAAAUACUUAAUCGGUACACAGUCCAAGAGGUGCUUGGCAAAGGCAGCUUUGGCACGGUUGUCCGCUGCUACGACGAGAAGCGUCGUGAGAACGUUGCCCUCAAAAUCACCCGUCAUGGUCUUAGUUUUCGCACGCAGGCGAAGCUGGAACUAGACAUUUUGUUGAAGCUAAAUGCCAACCCACGCCUCAAUCAGCUUGUUGUAAAACUGCUGAAGGUGUUUGACUGGCAGGGGCAUCUUGUGUUAGUAUUUGAGCUGCUCAGCUUUAAUUUGUACCAUCUUAUUAAGUGUACCCGCUACAAGGGCGUUACGCUCGACUUGGUGCGUAAGUUUGCCUACCAGUUGGUGCAGGUUCUCUAUCAACUUGAACAAACCAAACCCAGCUCGAUCAUCCAUUGCGACAUUAAACCGGAGAACAUUCUUUUGAAAAACCAAAAUCGCAGCGGCAUACGUCUAAUUGACUUUGGCUCAGCGUGCUACUCUAACAAGGUUGUUCACAAGUACAUACAGAGCCGCUAUUAUCGUAGCCCUGAGGUCAUACUGUAUCUGGAAUAUGGGACCGCCAUCGAUAGGUGGUCUUUGGGCUGUGUGCUGGUGGAGCUCCACACUGGCGUGCCACUUUUUGAUGGGAGAACUGAAGCCGCACAACUGGCCCGCUUUGAGGCCAUGCUGGGGCCACUGCCUGCGGAAAUGUUGGAGGCCUCGCCAAAGUUAGAAAGGUUCUACACAUCAGCAGGGAACGGGUACAAACUCAAGGAGCAGCAGCUGCCAAGACGUUCUCUUGAGAAUGUUUUGGGUGUCACUACCGGUGGUCCUCGUGGCUCGCGGAAAGGAACCCCGGGGCAUAGCGAGGAAUCCUACCGCCAAUUUCAUGAUUUCAUUGGUGGACUGCUGAAAUAUAGGUCUGCGGAGCGAAUGAGCUGCCAUGAUGCACUGCGGCACCCGUUCAUCGAACCGCUCUGGCUUUUGGACCAGCAGCAGGAGCAACGCUCUCGAAAAACGCUUCCGCCGCCAUCAUGA